Scatophagus argus is the source of this 4894-nucleotide messenger RNA. It is a transcript of the gene cntnap2b, whose product is annotated as contactin associated protein 2b. NCBI's taxonomy places the organism in Eukaryota, Metazoa, Chordata, Actinopteri, Scatophagidae. The record is from RefSeq and is a predicted model, not a curated record. Bases 307 to 4254 code for a protein of 1315 amino acids. The transcript has 25 exons.
UUAAGAGGAUGGACAGUUCCUGUCUGUCUGUCUGUCCGACCAUGCACCUGGAGCCUCGGGCCUGGCAAGCAGCGUUCUGUUCAAAGGCUAGUCCCGGAGGUUUUUUGUCAAGCCCCGCUGUAGUGCUGCUGGGCUCGUAAGAGGAAAGAGCAGAGAGAGCGCGGUGCGAACAGGGCGCAGCGGACGGACAGCCUGCAUUUUGCUUUGCUUGAAGAAAGCGUCGUCUCGGCUGCGUAUUACGGGAACAACAGCCAGCCCGCUUUAUUGUGUCUUUGGUCACUUUGACUGUGUGGAUUUUCUGCGAAGAUGUGCCAUGUUACCGCGCUGUUGUUAGUGCCAGUGCUGUGUAGCAUCAUCAGCACCACCAGUACCGCAUCCUCAGUAUCACGGAAAUGUGAGGACACCUUGGCCAGUCCUCUCCCAUACAGCUCCUUUACCAGUUCAUCAGUAUAUGCUCGAGGAUAUGGAGCUGGUUAUGCGAAACUCAAUCGGAAGCAAGGAGCUGGAGGUUGGUCACCUUUGGAUACAGAUCGCUACCCGUGGUUACAGGUGGACCUGGGUUCUAGGAAGCAGGUAGUUGCCAUAGUGACACAGGGUCGCUACAGUAGCUAUGAUUGGACCAGCAAGUAUCGAUUGCUUUACAGUGACACACAGAAAAACUGGAGACCUUAUCUACAAGAUGGAAACAUCUGGACAUUUGACGGGAACGUGAACAAUGAGGGUGCGAUUCGUCAUGAGUUUCAGCAUGCCAUUCUGACUCGCUACAUCCGCUUCAUCCCUUUGGACUGGAACAGGGAGGGGCGCAUUGGAGUACGUCUUGAGCUCUAUGGGUGCUCAUAUUGGGCAGAUGUGAUCAGUUUUGAUGGCCAUGGUGUCAUCUCCUACCGCUUAAGAAGUAAGAAGAUGAAGAUUGUGAAGGAUGUCAUCUCUUUAAAGUUUAGAACCACAGCUGGAGAUGGGGUCCUGCUACAUGGAGAAGGACAACAGGGAGACUACAUUUCCCUAGAACUCCACAGGGCAAGGCUACAGCUCAGCAUCAACUUAGGUAGUAACCAGUAUGGUUCAAUUCAGGGUCACACCUCUGUGACCAGUGGGAGCUUGCUGGAUGAUGACCACUGGCACUCAGUUGUCAUAGAACGUUACCGUAGGAAUGUCAACUUCACUCUGGACCACCACACUCAGCAGUUCAGGACCAAUGGAGAGUUUGACCACCUGGACUUGGACUAUGAGAUCAGUUUCGGAGGACUGCCUCUGUCAGUGAAGCCGAGUUCAGGAGGCAGAGAGAACUUUGUGGGCUGCAUGGAGGGAAUCACCUACAAUGGAGACAACAUCACUAACCUGGUCCGCAGGAAGAAGGUGGACACCUCCAGCUUUCGUAACCUGACAUUCUCGUGUGCCGAGUCCAACUCAUUCUCCGUCUUUUUCAAUGCCACAUCCUUCGUGCAGCUGCCAGGUCAGAGUGACAGUGACACUCUGUCGGUCAGUCUGUCUUUCAGGACGUGGAACCCCAAUGGGCUACUGGUGUUCACAGAGCUGGCAGACGGCUGGGUGGAGGUGGGACUGACAGAGGGCAAGGUCACUGUCUACAUGAAUGUGACACAGAAGAAGAACACACGUAUUGACAUCUCAUCAGGUUCGGGUUUGAACGAUGGCCAGUGGCACAGUGUCCAUCUUAAUGUUUUGGAGAACUAUGCUAUGCUGACUGUGGAUGGAGAUGAGGCCUCCACAGUUAGAACAGCCAUUCCCAUCCAGAUCCAGACUGGUGGAUCCUACUACUUUGGAGGCUACUUCCUGCAUACUAACACCUGGUCACAUCAGCGCUCCUUCCAGGGCUGCAUGCAGAUGAUCCACAUAGAUGACCAUCUAGCUGACCUUGGGGCUGUGGAGCAGGGCCUCAUUGGAACCUUUGAAAAUGUCAGCCUGGAUAUGUGUGGCAUUAUAGACAGGUGUGUUCCUAACCAUUGUGAACAUGGUGGUCGCUGUUCUCAGACGUGGGAUACAUUCACCUGCAACUGUAGUGGCACUGGAUACACUGGAGCUAUCUGCCAUACCUCAGUGUAUCAGCAGUCCUGUGAGGAGUAUAAGCACCAGGGAAAGAGCUCAGGGAGCUACUGGAUCGACCCAGACGGCAGUGGAUCUAUCUCCCCAUUCAGAGUCAGCUGUGACAUGACAGAGGAAAAAGUUUGGACCACACUGAAGAACAACCUGUCUCCUCAAACAUCAGUCACUGGUGCAGAGCAGGAAGGGAAGGCAAUGCUGCAGAUCAAUUACAAUGUGACUGAUGAACAGGUGUUGUCAGUCACCAGCAGUGCAGAAUAUUGUGAACAGUAUGUGGCAUAUGCCUGCCGAAUGUCUCGUCUUCUCAACGCUCCAGAUGGCUUCCCGUUUACCUGGUGGGUAGGAAGAGCCAAUGAGAAGCAUUCUUACUGGGGGGGCUCAGGACCAGGUGUACAGAAGUGUGCCUGUGGUAUCGAACACAACUGUACUGACCCCAAACACUACUGCAACUGUGACGCUGACCUACGGACCUGGAGGGAGGAUGCAGGCCUGCUGGUGUAUAAAGACCAUUUGCCAGUCAGUCAGGUUGUGGUUGGUGAUACAAGCAGAGCUGGAUCUGAGGCCAAACUGACAAUAGGGCCACUGAAAUGCCAUGGGGAUCGGAACUACUGGAAUGCAGCAUCCUUCAGCAGCCCUGCCUCAUACCUCCACUUCUCUUUUUUCAGAGGAGAAAAAAGCACUGACAUCUCCUUUUACUUUAAGACUUCCUCCACACAUGGAGUACUUCUAGAGAACCUAGGAGCCACCAACUUCCUUCACAUUGAACUCAGAGGAGGCUCGGUGGUCGUUUUCUCUUUUAAUGUGGGUACUGAGCGGGUGGAGCUCAGUGUCCGCUCGUCUGUGCCUCUAAAUGAUGACCAAUGGCAUCGUGUGGAGGCUGAGAAGAACAUCAAAGAGGCAGUGCUGCAGCUUAAUGGGCAGUACAGGGAGGUCAGAUCCACCCCCCCACAGGGACACACAAAGCUGGAGUUCUACACUGAGCUUUAUGUUGGUGCUUCAAGUGGUCAGAGAGGCUUCCUGGGUUGCAUGCGGGCUUUGAAGAUAAAUGGUAUGAACUUUGACCUGGAGGAGAAAGCGAAGGUGACUCCAGCGGUGAAUCCAGGCUGCCAGGGCCACUGUAGCAGCUACAGGAUGCACUGCAGGAAUGGAGGGAAGUGUGUGGAGAAGUACAAUGGAUACUCCUGUGACUGCUCCCUCACUGCAUACGAUGGACCCUUCUGCACAGAUGAUGUAGGUGGCUACUUUGAGACGGGAACCGUGGUGCGCUAUGACUUCCCACAGGAGGUGGGAACUUCUGCACUGGGGGCGGUGAAUAGCCUAUCAGGUUUUGGUGUUCCUAGUGAAGCCAACCUGACUCAAGAGGAGCUGGUGUUCAGCUUCAGCACCUCCGUUGCUCCUAGCAUUCUGGUCUACAUCAGCUCCAGGACUGAGGACUACCUGGCUGUGGUGCUCAGGCACAACGGCUCUCUGCAGAUCCGCUACAGUCUUGGUGGGAUAACGGAACCAUACACCAUAGAUUUAGACCAACGUAACAUGGCCAACGGACAGCCGCACUCUGUCAACAUAACUAGGAACUUAAGGGAGAUUCGAUUACAGCUGGACCACUACCCAGUGUCCACAUACACCCUACCUGACGCUUCUGACACAGAGUUCAACUUGGUCAAAAGUAUCUUUCUCGGAAAGGUCUUUGAAACGGGACAGAUUGACCCCAUCCUAAUUGAGCGCUACAAUACACCGGGCUUUGUGGGGUGUCUUUCAAGAGUUCAGUUUAACAGCGUGGCGCCCUUAAAAGCUGCACUGCGUUCGGGCCUUGCAGCUCCCGUCAGCACCCAUGGGAUUCUGGUACCAUCCAACUGUGGAGCCUCACCCCUUACCAUCUCCCCAAUGACCGCGGCUAGUGACCUCUGGCACCUAGAGGCUGGUGGAGCUGUUUUCCCCUUCGGUGAGGACAAGGUCAGUGAUGGAGGAGUGGAUCGCAACUCUGCCAUAAUUGGAGGCAUCAUCUCCAUGGUGAUCUUCACUGUCCUCUGUAUCAUGGUGUUUGCGAUCCGCCAUAUGUUCCGUCAUAAAGGCUCCUACCACACCAAUGAGGCCAAAGGAGCGGAGUCAGCAGACUGUGCUGAUGCAGCAAUCAUUGUAAAUGACCCAGCCUUUACCGAAACUAUUGAUGAGAGCAAGAAGGAGUGGUUCAUCUGAGCCUCUCCCAACAAUAUGGACACAUGACGUUAGGAUGUAUGUAGUUUUCUAAGCUUUGGGAGUAGUAGUGAGGUCACCCGUGGAUCCUCAAGGAUGUAGUAAGUUGUUUAUUCAAAACUUUAUGGACAAUGGACACCAUGGCAUUACAGCAUGGGCAAGUACAGGGCACAAUGCUGUCUGACAGAGCCUGUGUGGAGUUGUGAAGCAAGUUUAUUUUAGCUUUAUUUGCAAUGGACAGUUUAACAGAAUGACAGACUUAAAUGAUGUGGGAUUGUGCCAUGACAUUACAGGCCUUGUAUGAGUUACCGUGCUCAUUAGGUUUUAUUUUGGUAUUUAUUUAUUAUUAUUAUCAUUAUCGUUAUUUUAAUUUAAUUUCAAUUAAACAUAUGUAAUUUAUUUAUUCAUAUUUAAGUUGUCUAUUUUUUAAUUAAAGUUUGAAAUUCAUUUUCAUUCUUGUAUUUUUAUAUACUGUUAUCUUUAUGCCUUUGUGCUGUGUGUUGGUAUUUCAGAAAAAUUAUGGCAUUAAUGGUAAUGGUCAUUAAUGAUAAUCUGUUACAUUUCUCAUUAAUAACUUUUUUUGUAUUUAAUCUCAUGUUUUGCCUUAUUUUACAUUUAUUUAAGUAAAGUUUUAUUUCAGCCU